CGGGGCUUGGAGGGGGCGGGGAGGGGGGGCUCUUGGUCCGAGGGGGCCUCCUUGCAGGGAGGGGCGAGGCUGCAUCCGGACAAACACGGCGGGAAGGAAGGAAGGAAGGAAGGGAGGAAGGAGGAAAAGGAGCAUUCAACAAAACCACAUUUGUCAUGGAGAGAAACAAUUCAACAUCUAGUGGAUAUUGAAGAAUGUGGAAUUCCAAAGUGCAGUAAGGAAACCAGUCCUAUAGGAAGAAGAAAUGCCCCGAAGGUGCUGAUCUGGCUGAACUCAUAGGGAAGGAAAGCAUUUUAAAGUACCAACAUGGAGAAAAAAUCAUAUACAGGUACCGAAUGUGGAAAGAACUUUAGCCAGCAGAGACUUCAUGAAAGGACUCACAGUGGUGAGAAACCGUACCCAUGUCUGGAAUGUGGGAAGAGCUUUGCUCAGAAUGGAAAUUUGCUUAGACAUCAGAGAACUCACACUGGUGAAAAACCCUAUACCUGCCUGGAAUGUGGGAAGAGCUUCUCACAGAUUGGACAUCUGUGCUCACAUCAAAGAACUCACAUUGGGGAGAAACCCUAUGAAUGUCCGGAGUGUGGAAAGAGAUUCACUCAGAGUGGAAAUUUACAGAAACAUCAAAGGAUUCACAUAAGGGAGAGACCUUAUAUAUGUCUGGAAUGUGGAGACAGCUUUGCUGGCAUUAGAGAUCUACGUAAGCAUGAAAGAACUCACACUGGUGAGAAACCCUACCCAUGUCUGGAAUGUGGGAAGAGCUUCUCACGGAGUGGAUAUCUACAUUCACACCAAAGAACCCACACUGGGGAGAAACCCUAUAAAUGUCAGGAGUGUGGAAGGAGAUUCACUCGGAGUGAACAUUUACGGACACAUCAAAUGAUUCACACUGGGGAGAAACCUUAUACCUGCCUGGAAUGUGGAAAGAGCUUCUCGCAGAGUGGACAUCUACGUUCACACCAAAGAACCCACACUGGGGAUAAACCCUAUACGUGCCUGGAAUGCGGAAAGAGCUUCACUCACAGUAGAAAUCUACAUAGACAUCAAAGAGUUCACACUGGGGAGAAACCCUAUACAUGUCUGGAAUGUGGCAACAGCUUUGCUGACAUUGGAGAUCUACGUAAGCAUAAAAGAACUCACACUGGGGAGAAACCCUAUAAAUGCCAGGAGUGUGGAAAGAGCUUCUCGCAGAGUGGAUAUCUACGUUCACAUCAAAGAACUCACACUGGGGAGAAACCCUAUGAAUGUCUGGAGUGUGGAAGGAGAUUCACUCAGAGUAUACAUUUACGGACACAUCAAAGGAUUCACACUGGGGAGAAAUCCUAUAUAUGUCUGGAAUGUGGAAAGAAUUUUGUACAUAGUGGAGCUCUAUAUUCACACCAAAGAACUCACACUGAUGAGAAACCCUAUAAAUGCCUUGAGUGUGGAAAGAGUUUUAGUUGGAGUGGAAAUCUACGUUCACAUCAGAGAACUCACACUUGGGAGAAACCUUUUAAAUGCCUGGAGUGCGGAAAGAGUUUUAGUCUGAGUGACCAUCUACGUUCACAUCAGAGAACUCACACUGGGGAGAAACCCUAUAAAUGCCUGGAGUGUGGAAAAAGUUUUAGUCGGAGUGGAAAUCUACGUUCACAUCAGAGAACUCACACAGGGGAGAAACCCUAUACAUGUCUGGAAUGUGGCAACAGUUUCGCUGUCAUUGGAGAUCUACGUAGGCAUGAAAGAACUCACACUGGGGAGAAACCCUAUAAAUGUCAGGAGUGUGGAAAGAGUUUUAAUCGGAGUGGAAAUCUACGUUCACAUCAGAGAACUCACACAGGGGAAAAACCCUAUACAUGUCUGGAAUGUGGCAACAGUUUCGCUGUCAUUGGAGAUAUACGUAAGCAUGAAAGAACUCACACUGGGGAGAAACCCUAUAACUGCCAGGAGUGUGGAAAGAGUUUUACUCAGAAUGCACAACUACAUUCACACCAAAGAACUCACACUGGUGAGAAACCCUAUAAAUGCCUGGAGUGCAGAAAGAGUUUUAGUCGGAGUGGAAAUCUACGUUCACAUCAGAGAACUCACACUUGGGAGAAACCUUUUAAAUGUCUGGAGUGCGGAAAGAGUUUUACUCAGAGUGGAAAUCUACGUUCACAUCAGAGAAUUCACACUGGGGAGAAACCCUAUAAAUGCCUGGAGUGUGGAAAGAGUUUUAGUCGGAUUGGAACUCUACGUUCACAUCAGAGAACUCACACUGGGGAAAAACCCUAUACAUAUCUUGAAUGUGACAACAGUUUCGCUGUCAUUGGAGAGCUACGUAAACAUGAAAGAACUCACACUGGGGAGUAACCCUAUAAAUGUCAGGAGUGUGGAAAGAGUUUCUCACAGAGUGGAGAUCUACAUUCUCAUCAGAGAACUCACACUGGGAAGAAACUGUAAAUUUCUCGCAUGUGGACAGAGCUUCCUUGAGCGUGGAGAGCUACAUAAACAUAAUAGAGCCCAUCUUGAGAAAAACUCUAUACAGGCAGUCUACAAGUUACUAACAAUUUCGGUUCUGUAUUUUUGUUCCUAAGGUUAAUUUUAAGUGUAACUCCAUCCAAAUGUUAUGUAUGUAGAUAGAUAGAUAGAUGGAUGGAUAGAUAUGUUUUUCAUAGCAUACUUGAUGGAGUAUAUUGAUUUGGAUUUGUAAUUUUAUUUCUGUUUUUAAUAGAAUUGUUUUGGUUCUGCCUCAUGAUGUUGUUUAUUAUGUUUACUAUGUUUAACUUUAUUGUGUGGUGUUUUUUGACAAUCAAAUGUUUUUUAUGUUCAUGUUGGAAACUGCCCUGAGGCAUCUCGAGGAGAUGGAGCGGUAUAUAAAUAAAGUUUUUUAUUAUUAUUAUUAUAACGGAAGGGUUAAAACUCCUUUGGUUUUAGUUUUGCUGUCUUCUUCCCUAUUCAAAAUAUUUCACUUCACUUUCUGUCCCUGUGAUAAUUGGAUUUUGAAAAAAUUGGCUUGUUGUGGAAACAACAAGGAUAGAAUCAUAGAGAUGGGAGAGACCUUGUGGGCCAUCCAGUCCAAGCCCAUUCUGCCCAGAAGCAGGAAAACAGAGUUUUUGGGCAGUUGAUCAUGGCAUCAGGACACCAGCAAGAGACAGCCAGCAGUUGAGGAUUCCCAACUGGGUUGUUGUGUGUUUUCCGGGCUGUAUGGGCUUCCGGGGGAUCCCGGCCAUGAAAGCCUUUGACAACACAUUGAACAUCUCUACGGGGAGAAAUCGUUCCAAGACACACAGAGAUUGGAAAAACUAAGGACCAGGAAAGCACAUCUGCUGUGCUCCCUGACCUUCCUUCUACGCUGCAGGGACGCAGAGACCAUCCCACAAUUUCUCAUAGCCAAAAGGACUUUCAAAACACCACAGGUUCAUCAUAUUUACAACCGCCUGGAACACCUGAAGAAAGGAUUUCCCCAGGCCAGGAUGUGAGGCUAGGAAGGCCAUUCAAUGCUAACAAAGAUGAUUAAUUACAACAUUCACACUGGCCUCCAGCAGACAAGAGUUCUUCCCCCCACCCAGGAACUUCCACAGAUAUUUAUUUAUUUAUUUAUUUAUUUAUUUUCAGUAUUUAUAUUCCGCCCUUCUUUCUCACCCCGAAGGGGACUCAGGGCGGAUCACAUUAUAUACAUAUAGGGCAAACAUUCAAUGCUCAUAUAUAAACCUUCCUUGCUUAGUUUCUCCAUACCUCACAACCUAUGGGGAUGCCUGCUAUAGAUAUGGGCGAAACAUCAGGAGAGAAUGCUUCUGGAAUAUGGCCAGACUGUGACGCCCCUGGCUGCGAGAGCACUGGAAACCAAUACACCGAGGCCAAUAUAUAAUAUUAGAGUUUAAAGUUUGUAAUCCAAAAACCGAAACGCCCUCAAACUUCCAAGCAGUUUGAGUGGGGAAAACGUCCAAAUCUUUCACUAGAGUUCAAAGCAAGUCCAAAGGCAAGGAAUCGAAGACAAUGCUGGAUACAUGGCACGACUAGGCAAGGCUGGAUUCAUGGCAAGACAAGACAAAGAACACGGCUAGGCAAGGCACGGCAAGGCUAGAAGGUAGCGGACUUAAACGCAGUCCACACUUGGCUGGAAGCGAAGUUAAUCCUCCAAACUGACACGUUGACUCCGCGCUGACUAGCCAGCGCACAGAACUUUUAAGGAACUUCAAAUCUCUUCACAGAGCAGGUGUCCAAAUGCUCUUUUCCCAAGGGAAAAGAGCUAAAACAACAUCUUCACCAGAUGCGAUCCUCCCCGAGAGUUCUCAGGGGAAAAAAGGUUAAUCAGCAGAUUCCCUUGCUGCUAAUCGCGCGCUUUGUCUUUGUCCAGCUUUCUCCUGUCUGUUCGUUUGCACAAACAUUUUCCUAACAAAGGGAGGAGAGCUGGGAAGAGAAGACUCCGUUCCAAGGUCCUUUUUAAUGAGCACUGAACUGGAAUUGUCAAUAGGGAACAUCUGGAACGGGGCAGAGUUUUGCUGAAUUGGCACUAAACCUAUUUCCUCAUCGCUGUUGUCCACAAUGGAGUCAGGUUCACGGCCCAAGGGUCCAUGGGACAUCACACAGACAGCCUGGAAAACACACAACAACCCUGUCAUCCCGGCCAUGAAAGCUUAAAACAACACAGUUCCCAACUGGUCCCCAAAAUUGAAGUAUUUCUUGCCACAGGUCUUCUCUGGGUAGUGAGCGGCCCUCUUUCUUUCCAGAUGGGUCCUUUGGUGGGCAGGAUUCCCAAGGCUUAGCACAAGUCCAUGCAAAUAUUACUGUCUUCCCUUUUGAGAGGAUACAUUCUCAAAUGAGUGUGAUCUGCUUGGCCUUCUGAGGAGAUGCACUGGCUGGCAGGGCUACUCCUUCAGGUCUGGCCAGUCGGGGUCAAGGUGUUCGAUGGUGGUGAUGCAGUUGGGUCUCUUUGUGCCUCUGGCCAGUCCAGUCCCAAAGGGUGUGUGGCUGUUCAAGAAUGCUUGAAGUUAGUACUUGCCAAGAGUAAUGAACAAUAAUGAGUGUCUUUUAAGUCCAAGACAGAGAAGUGUGUAUGGGAGGGAAGAAUGGUGGGAAGAAGAGUAUAACAGUAAGGACAACAGAGGAGAAGAAAGGGAAGUGGAUGUGUUUUUGCUCAUAAAAAUAAAGGAAAUAUACCAAGAUAAAUAGAAAUAAUCAUCUAAACAAUUAGUAAAACGUUGAAGAAGGAUGCCAGAUUACUAGCAAGACCUCAUCCGAAGCCGAUUAGCUGGGACGAAGAUGGUGACUUCCAAAUAAAUGAAUGGGAGUUGCUUAAAACACAAGACAGCUUCACAUAGACUCAACGUUAUACAUCCCUAUAAAGGCAAGGGGAAACUUGGGCAGCUGUUAGGAAUUGUGGGAGUCGAAGUCCAAAACACCUGGAGGGCCCAAGUUUGCUCAUGCCUGAUCUAAGACAAGAGUUUUAAGCAGACCUGGAUGAAGCAAUAAAACCUCUGCAAGAGGGCUUCAAAUGACCUCUCACGUGGCUGAGAUUGCUGAAGCAGCUGGACAGGCUUUUUAAUUGGUAAUGAGCUGGGUGUUAAACACAGUUGGUCCAGCAGAUCAAUAGAGGAAUGUCAGAUGAUAAUUCGGACGUAUUGUGCAUCAACUCAAUGUAAUAUUACCUCAAAACCUCACAGCUGUUUGUCAGACAGCAAUGGAAUAGAAGCUGUAACCUCAUAGUAAUUUAUACUUUGGUAUUGUUUUAAUAGGACAUACCUAGCAUGGCAGCACCUGCGGCUGCACAAGGUGGAGAGGCCAAGGCCUUUUGAGCCAUGAAUCUGGCCCAGGAAGAACGAGGGAGUUGAGCUGGGAACAAGGAAUCUGCAAAGACGGCUUGUCACUCCAUGGGAUGAGCAGAAUAAGAGAUGCCAAAUCGAUUGUGUAGGACAACUGAGUUAUAUACGAGGGUUAGCCAGAAAGUAGAUUACGUUUUGGAAUUAAAAAUGAACAAAGUAUAGGAGAAAACAUUUACCAUAUGCAGUUGCAAGCCACACCCAAAUACCACUUCUCAACAUAGUCGCCAUUCAAAUCUAGGCACUAAUCAUAGCUAUGAGUGAGCUUGGCAACUCCUUCCCCACAAAACUCUGCCGCUUGCGUCCUCAACCAGCCGGUCACCCCUUCCUGCAGCUACGCAUUGUCGCCAAAACACUGUGUUGCCAGCCACCUCCCCAUUGUUGGAAACAAGUGGUAGUCGCUCUGUGCAAGGCCCGGACUGCACAGCGGAUGAGGAAACAACUCCCACCCAAACGACUCCAGAACUUCAUGUGUGCGACCCGCCAUGUGGAGCCCGGUGUCCCCAUGAAACAGCAAAAUCCCCACGCUCAACUUUCCUGCAGGCUUGUCCUGGAUUGCAAGCGGCAGAGUUUUGAGGACGCAAGUGGCAGAGUUUUGUGGGGAAGGAGUUGCCAAGCUCAUUCAUCGCUAUGAUAACUGCCUAGAUUUGAAUGGCGAUGAUGUUGAGAAGUGGUAUUUGGGUGUGGCUUUCAACUGUAUAUAGUAAAUGUUUUCUCCUAUACUUUGUUCAUUUUUAAUUCCAAAACAUAAUCUACCUUCUGGAUAGCCCUGGUAGAACAGUGUGGUCCAACUUUAAGUGACCCGAGGGCCAAUCAAACUUUAGUAUAGGAAUGUGAGGACCAGAGACAUUCCAGAAAGAAAACGUUUUUAAAAAACUUAAAGCAAUAUGAAGAAGGGUAAACGAUUCUUUUUUCAAAUGUUAAAUUAAAAUAUUUUUCCAGUAAGAAGGGCAAGGGCCAAGAAAAAUGUAUUUUGUGGGCCGCAUGCAGCCCGCAGGUUGGACCACACUGAUAUAGAAGAUUAAGUCAACAAUUCUGGGGGAUAGUACUAUAGUUUUCUUGAAUAUUAAUGGAUUAGAUUCACCAGGAAAGAGAUACAGGAGUUGCAGUUCCAUGAAGAACUUGAAACAAGAUAUUGUUCACCUACAAUGUUUCUCAACCUCUGGGACCCUCCCCUGAUGUUUUUGGCCUACAACUCCCAGAAAUCCCAGCCAGUUUACCAGUUGUUAAGAUUUCUGUGAGUUGAAGGCCAAAAACUUCUAGGAACCCACAGGUUGAGAACCUUUGAUCUACAAGAAAUUCACCUGAGAAAAUGGAGCAAAAAAGUAUUUAUCCUAGUUUUAUUUUGCAGAAAAAUUUAGCUCAGAAGAGACGAUCUACAGCCGUCGUGAUUAAUACUACCUGGGUUUUUAAAUUAUUCAAUUCUUGAAAGACACAGAAGAAAGAUACACAUUCAUAAAGGAUGAAUGGUGCGUAACAUGAUCCAGAGAAAGGACACAGACAUCUUUCUCCUGCUUUCAUCUUUUGCUCUUACUUUAGCAGGGAUUUAUUUUUCUGUUUGGAUUUAAUCUUGUACCCGAUCGAAGGAAGUUUGAGCCUAUGUGAUGUGCACAAGUUCGUAAAUAAAAUAUUCUGAUAUCUUCCCGUU
Anolis carolinensis (green anole) is the source of this 7422-nucleotide messenger RNA. Its product is annotated as zinc finger protein 850-like. The record is from RefSeq and is a predicted model, not a curated record. Lineage: Eukaryota; Metazoa; Chordata; Lepidosauria; Squamata; Anolidae. The transcript is spliced from 2 exons. Bases 307 to 2325 code for a protein of 672 amino acids.